GUGGAUUCAGAUGCUGAUGUUGGAGUAGCUAUUUUGAGUUUUGAGUGAAAUGUGUAUGUGCGUUAGGUGCAUGUAGUGUUCUGUGAAGUAAUAAGGUUAUCUUUAGAGGACAGGCAGUGACUGCCCCAUUGUGCAGUGAGGCGGAACGGGAAGUUCAUAGGUGGAUCAAAAACAAGUUCACAACAUCUACUAAGGCCAAUAUUGAAGAGGCACCGCUGGGAGGUAAUCUUAGUUUCUGCACAUGUCUACUGCCUCCUUGUGUAGCGUAAACGAUGUGAAGGUAUUGUAAGUACUACUUGGGGUAAGACUCUUACACUACUGGAUAAUGCGAGUAGAUAGUGAUGAGGAUGAAGUGGCUGUCAUAGAGUGGCAGUUCUCUAUAUCACUCAUGGGUGGAAGGACAAUAUUGUUUAUCGCCGUAUUAUUGUUAGCGAAGUUGCACUAUUGCCAGAAACAGCCAGCGUGUCUCCGUCAGCAGGUGCGUCAGCUGUCGUGGUGCUCGAUGGUGGUGGUGGUGAGUCUCGAUCCUGACUUUCUCAUCGCAUUCGCCGAGUGGUCUCUGAAGGGAAGGCUGCUGGUGUGGACCUCCAAGCUGCUGGUGGUGAGCCGCCUGACAAUUACGCAGCUCCAGGACCUUCUGCCCGCCCACUGGACUUUCUCCAUGAUGAACACAGUGUUUCUCAACAUGGAGGGCAACGCUGAGCAGCCCCGGUGUGGUAUGUACACGUACUUGCCGUACAGCAAAGGUGGCUCCCAGAUGGUGAAGAUCGCCUUCUGGACACCAGCUCACGGCUUCAAACACCUCUCUUCUGUCUCCUUUUUCCAGGACAAAUUCCAAAAUUUCUACGGUGCCAAAGUGAACGUGACAUCCGAACCCUACAUGCCUUACUGGGACGAGGAAGAGGUGCUGGCCGCUGAUGGUUCCAAGACAAUCGUGUACCGUGGCUCUGACUACCGCAUGGUGGAAGCUAUUGCCUCGGCUCUUAAUUUUACUGUCCGCGUCCUUCCGACGUCAUCGUGGACUGAGGUAACAAGUCUGGUGGAGGAGAAGACUUCACUGAUAUCUCCAAUUAUUCAUAAUAUCAUACCAGAGCGCGUCGAAAAAUUUGACUUCACUUACUUAUAUGAAAAUGCAUAUGGGUCAUUUGGCAUGGCUAAACCUGAUCUGGAGCCAAGAUGGAAAAGCAUCUACUAUCCUCUGUCUAUUGGAGUGUGGACAAUAAUGAUGGGGCAUGUUGUCUUCUUUCCAUUUCUUUUGUGGCAGAUAAUUCGUGCAGGACAUGAUGGACACACAGAUGUGGGUGUGGGGGCAGUGUUCCAGGACAUGGUGGGGAUGCUGCUUGGCCAGAAUCUUCCUCGCUGGCUGUCCUACACCUCCUCCAGCAGGGUUCUGGUGGCUGCCUGGCUGGUGUUCGCUCUCAUACUCGGACUGGCCUACCGGGGCAACUUGACUGCCUCUCUCACCCUUCCCAAGUAUCCACCGCGCCCAGAGACACUCGAGGAAAUCGUCGACAAUGUUGACAUGAUAACCAUGCCUAGUUACGGUAAACACUUCCGUAAAUACUACAGUGACUCUGAGUCUCCAUUAUUUCAAGCUCUGGGCAGCCUUAUGAACCCUGGACCUUCACUCAUGGAGGGGCUCAAGAUGGCGUUGGUGAAAAGAAGCGGCCAUCUAGAUCCAAGAAAGUACAUUCAGUACGAAAUUCUGGACAAGUUUACGGAGAAAGACGGCAGCACCCCUUUUUACGUCACUCGUGGGUCCGUCUCUCCUUCCCCUUGUGGAUGGCCAAUACCGCACGACGCGCCGUACAAGGCUCAUUUGGACAGACUGAUCGUGGCCACCUUGGAGGCUGGCCUCUAUGAUAAGUGGACAGCAGACUUGAUGAGGGAGACGAAGCUCAGGAGUCAGAAGAGAGAACGGCAACGUUACGCUGCAGGUCACGAAGGCCAGGCAGAACCAAAGGCCGUAAAUGAGGAUGGUCUACCAAUCCUCACCAUUAACCACACGCAGGGCGCCUUCAUCCUCCUCCUGCUGGGUUUCGUCUUUAACACACUCAUUUUUUCCAGUGAGCUGCUUUGUAAGAUUUAACUGAAAAUAAAAUCUGUGACCAUACAGCAAUAAAAUCGAGGACUACUUCACGGAUAGAUAUAUUUUUUCAGUUUUUGGUAGUAUAUAUAUGAAGGAACUACACUAAGGAAUAUCACUUGAUUGAUUGAUUUAAAAAUUAAGGCGCCGCGAGAGCGCAGUCAUAUGGCGUCGCUACAAAAUACUAAAAGCAAAUCAGAUGGCCGGUUAAAAUAUUUAUGAUAAAAAAAAAAAAAUGUGGUUUAGCUAGGAAAUGGGACUCCAAAAUUCAGAAAGGACGCUGUCAUGGCGGCCGCAUCCCGCGAUCCUCUAGAUUACUUAAACUUGCCGUCUUCCUCUACUGAGUCCUAGGCACCGAAUACUUGGCACUGAAGCCCCAGACACGUUCUGAUAUCAACUUAAGAGCUGCUAUGAAAGAUUUUUUUCUAAUACCAAUAUAAAAAGUAUUGCUCGCUAAAUUUAGGGACAGUGGAAAGGCGGGCUGCCUCGUAGCUCAUGGAAUGCACCUGAUAGAGAGAAAAUUUCCAAUG
Molecule: messenger RNA, 2616 nt
Organism: Scylla paramamosain (green mud crab)
Lineage: Eukaryota; Metazoa; Arthropoda; Malacostraca; Decapoda; Portunidae
Exons: 8
Coding region: 326-2089 (587 amino acids)
Cellular component (GO): membrane
Molecular function (GO): ligand-gated monoatomic ion channel activity
Source: RefSeq, a predicted model, not a curated record